UUUCCUUCCUCCUUGCCAUCGAUAGAUGUCAAAAUUUCUGUCCAUACUUAUUCAAAAAACAUCUGGUCAUCAGCAGACGAAACAUCUAUUAGCAAUAAUGUCUAAAAGAAAUAGUUAUCGUAGAACACCAAAUUUUAAACCUGAGGUAAAAGUAGUCAAAAAUCGUUCAGGAUUUCCAGCGAGUACAGUCAAUCGUAAGGAGAAAGUUGAAGUUUUACCUGAACCUAUCAAAUCUGCGUCUGAUAAAAAGCUGUACAAAACAAUACGAUUAAAAAAUGGUCUAACAGCCCUACUAAUCUCUGACCCGAGUAGACCUGUUAGUAAUCGAGAACCACAAAGCUCUAGUGAAGAAGAAAGUAGUAGCGCAGAAGAAAGUUCAAAUCCAGAAAGUGAUGGUGGCCACUCAGUUCAGUCAGCUGCAAGUGAUCACCACGGUACACAUAGACGUAAUGAAUUUGAUGAAGAGAAACUGGUCCGCUUUCGUCGUAAUGUUAUAAGAUGCAUGAAGGACGCGUACGAAAGAUUUUCAUUGAGAAAGCUAUGCAAGAUAUUUUUUACCCAACUUUCACUUGACACGGCGGCUUGCGCUCUGUGCGUCGGUGUGGGCAGUUACAGUGACCCCCCGGACAUUCAGGGGCUGGCGCAUUUCGUCGAGCACAUGGUCUUCAUGGGCAGCCAGAAAUAUCCCAAGGAGAAUGAAUUCGAUUCCUUUAUAAAGAAAAAAGGCGGUUCUGACAACGCGUCGACUGACUGCGAGCUGACGACAUUCUACUUUGAGAUCCAGGAGAAGUAUUUACCUCAAGCUAUGGACAUGUUCAGUCAGUUCUUUGUCAGCCCGCUCAUGAUGAAAGAAGCCAUGCAAAGAGAACGCGAGGCUAUCGAGUCAGAAUUCGCAAUCGCGUCACCGUCUGACUCGAAUCGUAAGGACCAGUUGCUAGCGAGUCUGUUCCCCGAGGGUCAUCCAGCUCGCACGUUCACGUGGGGCAAUCUACGUAGUCUCAAGGAUGAGCUGAAUGAUGACGAGAAAUUACAUCAAGCUGCCCACGAGUUCAGGAAGCGGCAUUAUAGUGCGCACCGUAUGACUGUCGCGGUACAGGCUCGUAUGGAGCUAUCAGAGUUGGAACAGUACGUGGUGAAUACGUUCGGAGGUGUUGAGAACAACGCCUUGCCUCCCACAGACUUCUCCCCGCACACCUUCACCCCCGCAGCAGUCACAGAGAACUUCCGAAGCCUUUACUACGUGAAGCCUAUCAGUGAUACUACAGAGGUAACUUUGACUUGGUGUAUGCGAUCACUUAUAUCUGAAUAUGAAUCCAAACCACAUCAAUAUAUAUCAUAUUUAUUGGGACAUGAAGGAAAAGGCAGCUUACUAUCUUACUUAAGGAAAAAAGUAUGGGCGCUUGGUAUCUACACGGGUAACUCUGAGAGCGGCAUCGACUACACAUCUAUGUAUAGUUUGUUCUCCACACAAGUGGUGUUGACCAAAGAUGGACUUGAUCAUAUAGACGAAGUUUUGGAAGCAAUAUUUUCAUAUAUAAAUAUGCUUAGAGAAAUUGGUCCUUCGGAACGGAUUUAUAAUGAAAUUAAGACAAUAGAAGAAACAAGUUUCCGUUUCGAGGAGGAAUCCCAGCCUUCAGACUACGUGGAGUCGUUGGCGGAGAACAUGCACUUCUUCCCUCCGGAACAUUACAUCACUGGGGACAGGCUAUAUUAUAAAUACGAUCCUAAAGGUAUAACAGAAUUGUUGGAUUGUAUGCGAGCAGAUACUGUGAACAUAAUGAUAUUAUCCAAUAAGUACACGGCGCCUGUACAGUACAAUAUGACGGAGAAAUGGUUUGGUACUGAAUAUAAACGACAAGAAAUACCACAUAAAUGGUUAGAAAGAUGGCUAAAUGUAAAGCCGUAUAGUAAUUUCCAUUUACCAGCUGAUAAUAUAUAUUUGACAACAAACUUCGAUCUAAUAUCGCCUGCGCCCGCGUACCUUGAAGCAGCGAAUGAAAUCGGCGUAGACCUGAUGACAAGUUCCGUGAAGGAUGUACACAGAAAGGUGACAGCGGCGCCCAAGAUGAAGAAAGUGUUGAAACACGGCGAUUUGAUCGCUACUGUCAACAACUUUAGGUUAGAUCAACCGAAUCUACUACGUAAGAACAGACAUAUGGAGCUAUGGUACAAGCCUGACUUCAAGUUCCGUUUCCCAACAGCUUUAUUAUACUUCUACUUCAUCACUCCUCUCAGUCUGAAGACGCCAAGAGAAGCUUGUCUACUAGAUCUAUGGACGGAUGUAUUACAACAAGAUUUGAAGGAAGAAGUGUAUCCAGCCAACAUGGCGGACUUAUCCCACUCGCUUUAUGUAUCGGACAAGGGAUUGACAUUGAAAGUUAAUGGAUACAGUCAAAAUCUGCACUUGCUUGUGGAAUUAAUAACACGUGAGAUGCGGUCAUCGAGCAGCUCUCUAACGCCGGCCAUGUUUGAAGCGGUGCGCGAGGUGCGCGCGCGCAACUAUCACAAUGUUCUCAUCAAGCCGAACAAACUGUCCAAAGACCUUCGUAUGGAUGUAUUGCUGGAUCCAUACAUAUCUCCGCGCGACAAGGCGGCCGUCGUACACAACAUCACAAUAGAUGACCUACAAGAUUUUAGUCGCCGGUUGCUCAGCAAAAUGUACUUGCAAGUGUUAGUUCAAGGCAACAUGGCGUGGCACGCGGCCAUUAAAAUAUCGGAAAAUGCUCUAAAGAAUAUAGAGUGGGAUGCCCUCGCCGAGUCUGAAUUCCCAGAGCUCCGAGUACACCAGCUACCGCUGGGAGAGCGCAAGCUGCGCGUUCUGAGCCUCAACCCCGCGUCCACCAAUAGCAUCGUCACCAACUACUACCAGGCGGAGGUUACCACACCCAAGGAUACUGCUAUACUGGAACUGCUCAUGAUGCUGAUGGAGGAGCCGGUGUUCGACGCGCUGCGCACAAAGGAGCAGCUGGGGUACAGCGUGUUCAGCAUGAUGCGCUACACCUUCGGAGUGCUCGGCUUCUCCGUCACCGUCAACACGCAGGUCGACAAGUUCAGCGUGCAGCACGUAGACGGUCGCGUGGAGGCGUUCCUGCGCAAGUUCUCGCGCGAUAUGCGCCGGCUGAGUGAGCGCGCGCUCGCCGCCACACGCACCGCACUCGUCCAGCUCAAACACACCAUAGACUACGAACUCAAGGAGGAGGUGGAGAGAAACUGGAGAGAGAUCGUGAGCAUGGAAUAUAAAUUCCAAAGGCUAUUUUCUGAGGCUGAUGCGAUAGAGAAGAUAAGAGUGGGAGAUAUCAAGAGUUGGGUAGAAGAUCAUUUCCCCAGCGGCAAUAAGUCACAUUUCAGGAAACUAUCAGUACAGGUAAUGGGACAUGUGUCGAAGAAGGACAGCAACAUAACCGAAGUUGAGCUCAAGAAUUACGACCUGACGUAUCUAGAUGCCAACAAUCCGAUCGGAGAUUCAACAGAAAAUGCAACUGAUUUCAUCAAAGAUAUUAGAGAUUUUAAAAAGGAUUUGCCGUUUAUUGACGUGCCUCAAGUCCAGUUAGCUCAGUGCUAAUAUGAACUUUAACAUUAUUGUAAUAAAUCAUAUUUUUGUUUGACUUCAUCCAAAUCACUGAAUAUGACGUCAUAAUUAUGGAAAUAUAGAUUAAAAAUGACUGCAAAAAUAUAUUUGACUAUGGUUUGUAAAUUCUUAAUAUUAAUAAGAAUAUAAUUUAAAAUUAAAACAAUUUCCAUACAUUUAUUUAAUGUACAUGUAUAAAAUAUUACUGCCUCAUUGUUUUCUGUAAUUUUUUUUAUUAAAAUAGGUACUAAAAUAGAAAAAAAAUAUGGUCCAAAUGAUUGUUUUGUUUAUAAUGUAGUAAUAUUAAAUGUUUGUGUUCUUUUAUUUAUAUAAAUAAUACUCUUUUCAGAACAAAAUAAAUUGAAUUCAGGCGUUUUUACUCGAUUAUAUAUUUUAAUUACAUUUUGUUAUACUUUUAUUUAAUUUUAAAAUUUGUUGCAACUGUCAAAAUGACACAGAUUAUAAAUUGACGAAUAAAAACUCAUGUGUAUUUAAAUGCUUUGGGUUUUGUUAAAUUCGUGUUACAUAUUGUAAAUAUAAUAGGUAAAUGGACAUGAUGAAAAUAAAAUUAUAAAUCAAUAUCAUAUUUAUUUACA
Messenger RNA from Papilio xuthus (Asian swallowtail), 4164 nucleotides. Its product is annotated as nardilysin. NCBI's taxonomy places the organism in Eukaryota, Metazoa, Arthropoda, Insecta, Lepidoptera, Papilionidae. Gene Ontology annotation, molecular function: metal ion binding; metalloendopeptidase activity. The record is from RefSeq and is a predicted model, not a curated record. Bases 26 to 3562 code for a protein of 1178 amino acids. The transcript has 25 exons. Gene Ontology annotation, biological process: proteolysis.